AUGUCUUCUGCAAUUCAGCUUUUGAACCCUAAGGCCGAAUCCAUCCGCAGACAGCAGGCUUUGCAGGUGAACAUCACUGCCGCGCAAGGUUUGCAGGACGUUUUGAGCACGAAUCUUGGUCCCAAGGGAACCCUCAAGAUGCUGGUGGACGGCGCCGGCAGCAUCAAAAUUACCAAGGACGGCAAGGUUCUGCUGAACGAGAUGCAGAUCCAGUCGCCGACAGCGGUCAUGAUUGCGCGGGCUGCGUCGGCGCAGGACGAGAUCACCGGAGAUGGCACCACCACCGUGGUUCUUCUUGUUGGCGAGUUACUGAGACAGGCAGAGAGAUUUCUAAACGAAGGCGUCCAUCCCCGCGUGCUGACAGACGGGUUUGAGGCCGCCAGAGAGGAGACGCUCGAGUAUUUGAACUCGUUUGUGGUGAAGCCGCACACGUUAGACAGAGAGCUGCUGUUACAAGUUGCGCGGUCGUCGCUAUCGACCAAGGUGAACCAGGAACUCACCAACGUGCUGACCCCAAUUGUGACCGAUGCGGUGCUGAGCGUGAAGGACAACGAGAGUCUAGACCUGCACAUGAUUGAGAUCAUGGCCAUGAUGCACGAGACGGCCAAGGACACGAAGUUCAUCAAGGGCCUUGUGCUGGACCAUGGAGCCAGACACCCAGACAUGCCAAAACGGGUGGAAAAUGCAUACAUUUUAAUUUUGAACGUGUCGCUGGAGUACGAAAAGACCGAGGUCAACUCUGGAUUCUACUACUCGUCGGCUGAACAGAGAGAGAAGCUUGUUGCGAGCGAGAGAAAAUUUGUGGACGACAAGCUCCGCAAAAUCGUGGAGCUGAAAAAAGAGGUGUGCGGAAACGACCCAAGCAAAGGGUUUGUGGUGAUCAACCAAAAGGGUAUUGACCCAAUGUCGCUGGACGUGCUGGCCAAAAACAACAUCCUCGCGCUCAGAAGAGCAAAGAGAAGAAACAUGGAGAGAUUGCAGCUUGUGUGUGGAGGAGAGGCACAGAACUCGGUGGACGACCUCACUCCGGCAGUUCUCGGGUUCUCGGGCCUGGUUUACGAGCAGACCAUUGGCGAGGAGAAAUUCACGUUUGUCACAGAAAAUGCUGAUCCCAAAUCCUGCACCAUCCUCAUCAAGGGUGCCCAUAACCACGUGGUGCAGCAGACCAAGGACGCCAUCAGAGACGGUCUGCGUGCGGUGGCGAACGUGAUCAAGGACCAGAUGCUGGUCCCAGGAGCUGGAGCUUUCUACAUGUCUGCCUCCAAACACAUUCUAGAGACGAAGGCCAACAAGGGCAAGCUGAAGCCGGGUAUCAAGGCUUUUUCCGACGCGUUGCUUGUGAUACCUAAGACACUGGCCAAGAACUCUGGCCUGGAUGCGCUAGAGGCCAUCUCUGCUUGUCAGGACGAGAUCGAGGAGGGCCAGACGGUCGGAAUCGACCUGAACUCAGGUGAGCCGAUGGACCCUACCAUCGACGGAAUAUGGGACUCGUUCCGCGUGAUCAGAAACGCAAUCUCGUCUGCCACGGGCAUUGCGUCGAACCUGCUCUUGUGUGACGAACUGCUCAAGGCAGGACGCUCGUCGCUGAAAGACCAGCCACAGUCAUGA
This is a messenger RNA of Ogataea angusta, 1608 nucleotides long. RefSeq lists its product as uncharacterized. The record is from RefSeq and is a predicted model, not a curated record. Lineage: Eukaryota; Fungi; Ascomycota; Pichiomycetes; Pichiales; Pichiaceae. Gene Ontology annotation, cellular component: chaperonin-containing T-complex. Bases 1 to 1608 code for a protein of 535 amino acids. Gene Ontology annotation, biological process: protein folding. Gene Ontology annotation, molecular function: ATP binding; ATP-dependent protein folding chaperone; ATP hydrolysis activity. The transcript has a single exon.